AUGUCCACCCCCUUCGCCAAAGCAAUGGCUCUCAUCGACGCCGCCCACGCCCAAGACCCACGGCGCAUCCCCAUCCCCAAAUCCCAAUCCACGAACCCCUCCGAACCCCCCACCGCCUCCUCCGCCGCCCAGCCCGAAUCCGCCUCCUCCUCCAACGACACCGACACGAUCCCCUACGAACUACACUACGCGCAAAAAAUGACCCACUACCUCACCCUGCGCUGCUCGGACCCCUCCACCCCCGCCCCAUCGGAACCGCUCUCCCUCGCCAUCCGCGCCCAGCACCUCCGCCGCUGGGAGAUCCCGCGCGCCAGCUACCCCAUGACCAAAAUCGGCUACCACAGCUGGCGGUCGGCGCUGCAGCGGCACCAGGCGCAGAUCGCCGAGGCCAUGUGUCUGGAGGCCGGGUACGGGGGGCCCGAGGCGGCGCGGGUCGCGGCGCUGGUGCGCAAGGAGGAUCUGAAGGCCGGGGACCCCGAGACGCAGGUGCUGGAGGACGUGGCGUGCCUGGUGUUCCUGGAUGAUCAGCUGGAGGGGUUUGCGGGGGAGAAGGGGGCCGAGUAUGGGGAGGAGAAGAUGUUGGGGAUCUUGAGGAAGACGUGGGCGAAGAUGUCGGAGCCCGGGAGGGCGUUGGCGCUGGGGAUUGAGAUUCGGGAUGAGGGUGUUAAGGAGUUGGUGGGGAGGGCGGUGCAGGGGUAG
Aspergillus steynii IBT 23096 is the source of this 699-nucleotide messenger RNA. RefSeq names its product DUF4202 domain-containing protein. Lineage: Eukaryota; Fungi; Ascomycota; Eurotiomycetes; Eurotiales; Aspergillaceae. The coding region runs from base 1 to 699 and encodes 232 amino acids. The record is from RefSeq and is a predicted model, not a curated record. The transcript has a single exon.